Sinocyclocheilus rhinocerous is the source of this 968-nucleotide messenger RNA. RefSeq lists its product as uncharacterized. The coding region runs from base 25 to 876 and encodes 283 amino acids. The record is from RefSeq and is a predicted model, not a curated record. The transcript is spliced from 6 exons. Gene Ontology annotation, molecular function: protein binding. NCBI's taxonomy places the organism in Eukaryota, Metazoa, Chordata, Actinopteri, Cypriniformes, Cyprinidae.
GAGUCUCACACGCGUGUUUUUAUCAUGGAGAUUCUGGGCAGCACUUUUGAUGAUUCUGUGUUUGAGGAAUCGAGGAACAGAGCCUCAGCUGCUCUUCCCGCGUACGAGCCCAAACUCUGCGAACCUCUGUGGUUUUGUGAAGAUGGAAAUGUUGAGGACCCAUUAGAAGAACAAAAAACCCUUAAGUUUCGAGGAGACCUGGCCUACAGGAAGAAACAGUAUCAGGUGGCUCUGGAUGAGUAUUUAUCCUGCCUCUCUCUCAUACCUGCUGGAAACAUAUCAGUAAAGAGAGAUGUGCUGGAAGGGAUCGCACGAUGCUGCUGUCAUCUGGGGAAAAAAGAAGAGGCUCUAAAUGCCUGUGAGAAACUGAGGACAGAAGUAUCCAACACCUGCCACCUCACCUGCGUCCUUCAGCUGGAACUGAGUGUUCAUGAACACUACAGAGAUCUGACAAACAGCAUCUCCAGCCUGCAGCAGCUGUGCUGUCUUCAUCCGUACCAUCCGUGGUACUGGCUGAAUCUGGCCUUGAGCUUUCAGAGGCUCCUGGAGUCUCCUAGGUGUCCAGAGAGAUCCAGCACUGAGGAAAAACACGGCAAGCAGCAGGGGACAAAUAACAUUAUACGACUAAAGACCAUCAUGUGCUUGAUUAGAGCAAGGUUGUUAAUUGAAAUCCUGCGGAUUCAGCAGUUCUCAUUUGUGAUGGCAGAAGACCUCAAUCCAGAGAAGAUGAGAGAGGAAAACCAAGAUGGAGAGAGUUUAUCAGGACUUUAUAUUAAAGACUUUGAUGACAGGUGGUGGAACAAACUCUACACCAAACUGCAGGAGGAGACUCCAGCUUUAUCCAUGCACAGACCACUGGAGGAGACAUUUGAAUAGGCCUAAUAUGAAUAUUGAUUGUAUUUUUAUAAUUGAAUGUAUUUUUUAUUGGAGUUACAUGCUUUUACUGUUACAAAGCAGAAUAAAGUUAA